This is a messenger RNA of Hippocampus zosterae (dwarf seahorse), 5376 nucleotides long. It is a transcript of the gene naca, whose product is annotated as nascent polypeptide associated complex subunit alpha. Gene Ontology annotation, cellular component: cytoplasm; nascent polypeptide-associated complex. The transcript is spliced from 9 exons. Gene Ontology annotation, biological process: protein targeting to membrane. Lineage: Eukaryota; Metazoa; Chordata; Actinopteri; Syngnathiformes; Syngnathidae. The record is from RefSeq and is a predicted model, not a curated record. Bases 166 to 5268 code for a protein of 1700 amino acids.
GAAGAUUUGGGAAGAUAAUGAAGAUAUCUUUUUCAGAAUUAGUCAGUUUUGGGCGACAGUAACCCGGAAAGGGAAAUGUCCUUUCCAAACCGGAUAUCCGUCUACAACUGAGUUCACAGGUCCUCUCUCGCAGCCAUCUUGGAUAUAGCAUACUGAGUUGCAAUCAUGCCAGGCGAAGCAACAGAAACAGUCCCAGUGACGGAGCAGGAGAUGCAGCAGCCACAAGUGGAGACUGCACCAACUCCUGCCCCAGCUUCUGCCCAGCAACCUCAGACAGCUUCUGGCCCGGUUAAGCCCAAAGGCAAAGAUGCUAAAAGUGCUCAGGGUCCUUCUGCCCCAAAGGCCGUUCCUGGCAGAAGGAAACGCUCCUCUAUGUCUGCCUCAUCCUCGUCUCCUACCUCACCAAAAUCCACUCCUUCCUCAACCCCCUUGUCACCGGUUCCAUCCCCUUUAGCUUCCUCACCAUCAGCUAAUCACGGUACUCGUUUUGCUCCAAAAGUUGUGAAGGUUGGCAAACAAGAAAAAGCCAAGAAAGUAGAGGCCUUUAUGCCUCAACCUCUCACCCAAGAUGUCAAGGUCAUCGAACAAAGUAAAAAAUCAGUUGAUACCAAACAAAUUGUUGAUGUGAAACCUGCCCCAACUGAGCCAAAACAAAAAUCUGCAUCUGUUGCAAAACCUGUUGGAACCCCAGCAGCUAAAGUUCUCCCAACCUCUGCUGUGGCAGUGUCAGAUUUUCUUGCUGCUAGCCCUUCCAAAUCUUCUCAAGUAACUUUGUUGACAUCUGCUUCUGUUCCUGCUGAUGAUGAUCUCCCACCACUCAUCCCACCUACAAAGCCAAGCAAAAUGUUAAAUCAAAGUAGUCCUACUGGCCCUUUUGAUGCAUCUAAAAUUGAAUUGAAGUCUCAGCAUCUAUCUCUGGAAGAAAUCCAGACUGAUUUAGAGCCAAAGACGUUGCCUGCUGAAAAAACUGUUCAAGUUAAAAAAUCUAAAGCUUCAAUUGUCACUGGUGAGACCACAACACCAUUUCAAGACAAGGCCAACCCCAACAAUUUAGAGACAAAGCCACCCACCCAGGGCAAACCUGCUCCCGUGGAGGUAGCAAAAACAGCUGUUCAGGCUGCUACGUCAUCCCAUCACAUCAUAUCUGCUCCUGUGCAGCCUGUUCCUGUCGAUGCUGCCAAGACAGUUCCACAAGACAAGGAUGUCAAACCUGCUAUGAUUGUGGCUGACAAGCCACCCUUGCAAGAACAGCUUGUUCCUGAGUCAGUUAUCAAGCCAACCACACAGGAUAUGCCUAAACCCAUGCAGGCUGCCAAGUCAGCCCCACAAGCCAAGGCUGCCAAGCCUGCUCCCGUUGAGCCCACCAAGCAAGUCUCAUCACAGGCUGCCAAGCCUGCCACGACGGAAAGGUCCACGCCCAAGUCCACUACUGUCCAGGCUGCCAAGCCAGCCUCACAAGACAAGGCUGCCAAACCGUCUCCCAUAGAGCCCACCAAGCCAGCCUUGCAGGACAAGCAUGUUCCUGUGCAGGCUGCAAAGCCAGCCCCACAUGACAAGACUUCAAAGCCUGCUAGCGUAGAGCCCAACAAGCCAGUCUCGCAGGAUAAACAUGCCCCCAUGGAGGCUGCCAUAUCUGCCACCCAUGACAAGUCCACUCAUGUACAGGCUGCCAAGCCUUCUCCCGUAGAGCCCACCAAGCCAGUCUUGCAGGAUAAACAUGUCCUUGUAGAGGCUGCCAAGCCUUCCACCCCGGAUAAGUGCACUACCAAGUCCACUCCUGUGCAGGCUGCCAAGCCAGACCCACAAGUCAAGGCUGCCAAGCCUGCUCCUGCAGAGCCCACAAAGCCAAUCUUACAGGGUAAACCUGCUUCCGUAGAGCCCACCAAGUCAUCAUUGCAGGAUAAACAUGCCCCUGCGGUGGCUGCGAAGCCUGCCACUCAGGACAAGUCCAAUACCAAGUCCGCUCCUGUACAGGCUGCCAAGCCAGACCCACAAGUCAAGGCUGCCAAGCCUGCUCCUGCAGAGCCAACCAAGCCAGUCUUGCAGGAUAAACAUGUCCUAAUAGAGGCUACCAAGCCUGCCACCCAGGACAAGUCCAGUACCAAGUCCACUCCUGUGCAGGCUGCCAAGCCAGACCCACAAGUCAAGGAUGCGAAGCCUGCUCCUGCAGAGCCCACUAAGCCAGUCUUGCAGGAUAAACCUGCUUCCGUAGCGCCCACCAAGUCAUCAUUGCAGGAUAAACAUGCCCCUGCGGUGGCUGCGAGGCCUGCCACUCAGGACAAGUCCAAUACCAACUCCCCUCCUGUACAGACUGCCAAGCCAGACCCAAAAGUCAAUGCUGCCAAGCCUGCUCCUGCAGAGCCCACCAGGCCAGUCUUGCAGGAUAAACAUGUCCUAAUAGAGGCUACCAAGCCUGUCACUCAGGACAAGUCCAGUACCAAGUCUCCUCCUGUACAGACUGCCAAGCCAGACCCACAAGUCAAUGCUGCCAAGCCUGCUCCUGCAGAGCCCACCAGGCCAGUCUUGCAGGAUAAACAUGUCCUAAUAGAGGCUACCAAGCCUGUCACUCAGGACAAGUCCAGUACCAAGUCUCCUCCUGUACAGACUGCCAAGCCAGACCCACAAGUCAAGGCUGCGAAGUCUACUUCCGUAGAGCCCCCCAAGCCAGUCUUGCAGAAUAAUCAUGUCUUAGUAGAGGCUGCCAAGCCUGCCACUCAGAACAAAUCCAAUACCAAGUCCACUCCUGUGCAGGCUGCCAAGCCAGACCCACAAGUCAAGGCUGAGACGCCUGCUCCUGUGGAGCCCACUAAGCCAGUCCUGCAGGAUAAACCUGCCCCUUCAGGGGCUGCUAAGCCUGCUUCCGUAGAGCCCACCAAGCCAGCAUUGCAGGGUGAAAACGUCCUUGUCGAGGCUGCUAAGCCAGCGGCACAAGUCAAGGCUGCAAAGCCUGCUCCUGUAGAGCCCACUAAGCCAGUCUUGCAGGAUAAAUGUGCCCCUGCAGGAGCUGCCAAUGCUGCUUCCGUAGAGUCCGCCAAGCCAGCCUUGCAGGAUAAACAUGCCCCUGCGGUGGCUGCGAGGCCUGCCACUCAGGACAAGUCCAAUACCAAGUCCGCUCCUGUACAGACUGCCGAGCCAGACCCACAAGUCAAGGCUGCCAAGCCUGCUCCUGCAGAGCCCACCAGGCCAGUCUUGCAGGAUAAACAUGUCCUAAUAGAGGCUACCAAGCCUGUCACUCAGGACAAGUCCAGUACCAAGUCCCCUCCUGUACAGACUGCCAAGCCAGACCCACAAGUCAAGGCUGCGAAGUCUGCUUCCGUAGAGCCCCCCAAGCCAGUCUUGCAGAAUAAACAUGUCUUAGUAGAGGCUGCCAAGCCUGACACUCAGAACAAGUCCAAUACCAAGUCCACUCCUGUGCAGGCUGCCAAGCCAGACCCACAAGUCAAGGCUGCAAAGCCUGCUCCUGUAGAGCCCACUAAGCCAGUCUUGCAGGAUAAAUGUGCCCCUGCAGGAGCUGCCAAUGCUGCUUCCGUAGAGUCCGCCAAGCCAGCCUUGCAGGAUAAACAUGCCCCUGCGGUGGCUGCGAGGCCUGCCACUCGGGACAAGUCCAAUACCAAGUCCGCUCCUGUACAGACUGCCGAGCCAGACCCACAAGUCAAGGCUGCCAAGCCUGCUCCUGCAGAGCCCACCAGGCCAGUCUUGCAGGAUAAACAUGUCCUAAUAGAGGCUACCAAGCCUGUCACUCAGGACAAGUCCAGUACCAAGUCCCCUCCUGUACAGACUGCCAAGCCAGACCCACAAGUCAAGGCUGCGACGCCUGCUUCUGUAGAGCCCAUUAAGCCUGUCCUGCAGGAUAAACCUGUCCCUUCAGGGGCUGCUAAGCCUACUUCCGUAGAGCCCACCAAGCCAGCAUUGCAGGGUGAACACGUCCUUGUGGAGGCUGCGAAGCCAGCGGCACAAGUCAAGGCUGCAAAGCCUGCUCCUGUAGAGCCCACUAAGCCAGUCUUGCAGGAUAAAUGUGCCCCUACAAGAGCUGCCAAUGCUGCUUCUGUAGAGUCCGCCAAGCCAUCCUUGCAGGAUAAAAAUGCACCUGUGGAGGCUGCCAAGCCUGCCACUCAGGACAAGUCCACUUCUGUGCAGGCUGCCAAGCAAGCCCCACGAGACAAGGCAACCAAGCCUGCUCCUGUAGAGCCCACCAAGACAGCAUUGCAGGAUAAACAUGUACCUGUGGAGACUGCCAAGCCUGCCACACAGGACAAAUCUACUCCUGUGAAGGCUGCCCAUCGUGAGAAGGCUGCUCAACCUUUUCCUGUAGAGACCACUAAGCCAGCCUUGCAGAAAAAACAUGUCCGUGGGGAGGCUGGAACUCUAGUCCCUCAGGACAAAUCUACCAUGAAUGCUGCAAAGCCAAACUUGCAGGACAAACCUGCUGUGGUAGAGCCAGAGAAACUUGCUCAGAAGGCUGAACUCAAGUCUGUGGCGGAAACAAAACCAGUUCGUGAGACAAAAGUGGUUGCUGAUUCUCCAGUCAUCGACCCAACUUCCUGCAAACCGACAUUGGACGAAGCCCUUACAAAGCCUGCCCCUGUCCAAUCUGAGGUUGAGUUAUUAAAUUCUUUGGCAUCGCUGAAAACUGCCCCCACAUCUGAUAAAACCCCAGCCCAGGUCGAUACUGUGAUCAAGAACGAUGCGGGUUCUGGCACAGAAUCGGAGAGUGACGACUCAGUCCCUGAGCUGGAGGAACAGGACUCUGCGCAGACACAAACUCAACAAGCACAGGUUGCAGCUGCUGCUGAACUCGAUGAGGAACCCGUCAGUAAAGCCAAACAAAGCCGCAGUGAAAAGAAGGCGCGAAAGGCAAUGUCAAAACUCGGUCUCAGGCAGGUAACAGGUGUCACCAGAGUCACAAUUCGCAAAUCCAAGAACAUCUUGUUUGUCAUAACGAAGCCUGAUGUCUACAAGAGCCCCGCAUCAGACACAUACAUUGUUUUCGGGGAAGCUAAGAUUGAAGAUCUCUCUCAGCAAGCCCAACUGGCUGCUGCAGAAAAAUUCAAGGUGCAGGGAGAAGCUGUAUCGAACAUCCAGGAAAAUACACAGACGCCAACAGUACAGGAGGAGAGCGAAGAGGAAGAGGUUGAUGAAACUGGAGUUGAGGUCAAGGACAUUGAACUCGUCAUGUCACAAGCGAACGUAUCGCGGGCCAAAGCUGUACGUGCCCUCAAAAACAACAACAACGACAUUGUCAAUGCUAUUAUGGAGUUGACAAUGUAAAGCGGACCCUGGCAAGAAGCGUUUGAAGAAAGGUUGCUGAUUCGAUAUUGGCUCAUUUGUAGAAUUUAUACACAAGAUGGAAAUUAAAGUGUGACUUAACAAUAAAAA